This is a messenger RNA of Cylicocyclus nassatus, 497 nucleotides long. NCBI's taxonomy places the organism in Eukaryota, Metazoa, Nematoda, Chromadorea, Rhabditida, Strongylidae. The record is from the annotation of a GenBank genome assembly.
AUGACUAUCGCUGGACAAAAAGAUGAUAAGCUUGUACACAUGGUCAGAAUUUAUAUGACAGAGAACAAAGAAGAGACGAUAGACUGGGAAGAAGAGCCGCAGGAACCAUUCCCGCAGGACUGCUGUGGGCAAUCUUGUCGUCCAUGCGUCUUCGACAUACACCACGAAGAUGUCGUCCGCUGGGCCAAAGAGUGUGCAAAACGAAUACCACAUGAAGAAUCAACUCUCUACAGCCAUUUCUAUCACGAUGACUGCUUAGAAGAUGAUUCGAUUGAACUCGUUUUCUCCAGAAGUGAAUACAGACCGUUUGAGUUACUGGAUGUAAGACCUCUUUCACAUGACACAAACCUAUACAAGUUCGCUAUCUCUCAUGGAAAGCCAAAUCUACCACUUGGGAGUCAUCUUCGAACAAGGUAGAUAAUCCGAUAUAUAAUUCAGUGUUCGUAAUUCACCUUUUUAUUGCCAGAGAUAUUCACCAGAUUUGGGAUUGAAUGAUG